AUGACUCUCACCACCACAACCACCACCACAGCCAAGCUCGACACUACUCCCUCAUGGAAGGACAUUAGCACCACAAAGAUCGAGGCUCUCAAUUCAUCCAUUCCCCAAGAAUGGCGUAUUCCCCAAGACCUACUUCCUCCAGCAGACCAAGCAGAUGUCACAGAAUGGCCAGAAACCUCAACAUGGUUCACAAAGGAUGAACUCGCAAUCACAUCCCUCACUGCAACUGAACUCAUUCAGAAACUCGCUUCCGGUACCUUCAAGUCUGAAGAUGUCACCAGGGCAUUCUGCAAGAGAGCAGCAGCUGCUCACCAACUUACCAACUGUUUAGCAGAGACCUGCUUUGACCGCGCUAUCCAAACAGCACGUCGUCUCGAUGAGCUCUUUGCCAAAACAAAGACACCCGUCGGACCUCUCCACGGUCUUCCCAUCUCCCUCAAAGACAACUUCAACCUACAAGGCCUCGACGCAACCGUCGGCUUCACAUCCCACGUCGGCGACCCUGCCGAAUCCGACUCUGGCUUGGCAACGCUGCUUCAAAAUGCCGGCGCUGUCUUUUACGUCAAGACAAAUGUUCCCACGGCCAUGAUGAUUGCGGAAUCCAUCAACAAUACAUUUGGACGAACUGUGAACCCCAAGAACAGAAACACUACCAGUGGCGGAAGCUCCGGCGGCGAGUCUGCGCUUAUUUCCUUCAAGGGUAGUCCUUUGGGUGUUGGAACCGAUAUAGGAGGAUCGCUACGUAUUCCCGCUGCCUGCACUGGAAUCUUCACCAUCCGUCCUUCAGCAGGCCGUUUCCCCGUCCGUAACUGCCGCUCAGGAAUGCCCGGCCAAGAAGCCGUCCAAUCCGUCAACGGUCCUCUCGCCCGAACCAUCCAAGACAUACAAUUCUACAGCAAGACUGUGAUAGACGCACAGCCCUGGCUCGCCGAUCCCAAAUGUCUCCCCAUCCCCUGGCGACCAGCCCAGCUGCCCGACAAGCUAAAGAUCGCGUUCAUGUGGCACGACGGUCUUGUCCUCCCAACACCGCCCGUCGCUCGAGCCCUCCGAGUCGCAAAGGAGAAACUCGAAGCCGCUGGACACACCAUCGUGGAGUGGGAUCCUGUUGACCAAAAGGAAGGUGGGGAUCUUCUUCAGCGCAUGUUUUUGGCGGAUGGUGGACAGACGAUUCGAAAGGUACUCGAGCGAACGGAUGAGCCGUGGAGACCUGAGAUGGACGGUUAUCGAACCGCGAGAGACUUGAGUACUUCUGAGAUGUGGAAGCUCCAACUUGAGCGAACUGCGUUCCAGAAUAAGUAUUUGGAUCGAUGGAACAAGGCGGGUAUCGAUGCUAUCGUAUGCCCAACAACGCCCUACAGUACUGUAAAGAACGGAACUUUUCAACACGUUGCUUAUACUGGCGUCUUCAACGUCGUCGACUAUUCCGCCGUGUCGUUCCCGACAGGAAUCAGCGUUGACAAGGACGUCGAUGUGCUGGGCUCUUCAUACCAGCCUUUGAGUCCGUUAUGCAAAUCUGUCAACGAAGAUUAUGACGCUGCAUUGGUGCACGGUCUACCAGUUAGUCUUCAGAUCGUUGCGCGCAGGCUAGAAGAAGAAAAGGUUCUGGCCAUGGCCGAACUGGUACAUGACACCAUGAUCUGA
This is a messenger RNA of Fusarium graminearum PH-1, 1641 nucleotides long. RefSeq lists its product as uncharacterized. Lineage: Eukaryota; Fungi; Ascomycota; Sordariomycetes; Hypocreales; Nectriaceae. The transcript is spliced from 5 exons. Bases 1 to 1641 code for a protein of 546 amino acids. The record is from RefSeq and is a predicted model, not a curated record.